UACCGCAGUUUUGAUGAAUUUCUCGCCGAUAUUCAGUGGAUCCAUCAUAACUGCAUGAUUUUAUAUUCGAAAAAAGAUAUGAAAACGCAUGCUGCCUCUGCGCUCGUCACUUAUUUAAGGGAUGCAAUUGACAGUAUACAAUCGUGUAUUGAAUGUUAUAUGAACGCACUCAAUCAUCCCAAUGACUGGUUCACUAUGGUGUGCGAUGAACCUCAUCUCUUAGUUUGGGCAAAAAUGAAAGGUUAUCCAUACUGGCCGGUAAAAUUGAUGCGAGUCGAUGAACAAAAAGUUUUAAUACGUUUUUUCGAGGAUCAUCAAAAUGCAAAAAUAAUGGCCAAGAAAAAUUGUUUCUUGUACUCUCACACAAAUCCGGCCCCACUUGGCUACAUUUCCAUUGCAUACAAGUCGGCAUUGAACGAAGCUAAUACGUACUUGACGAAUAUCCAGCAAAAGUUUGGCGCAUACAAUUUGGCCACAUCAACAACUCCGCUUAAUGUAAAUCUGAUCAAUAAAUAUAUUGUGGAUUUUGUUCCUGGAAUUGUUCGCCAUCGUGAGUCAAAGCGGUCAAACCACACAAAGCGUAAAAUCAAUGAUACGCAUUUUGCGACAUUUAUUAAUGCAUUGAACUUGAUGCCGUCUGAUGAUCAUACGCCAAAUCCGAAAAGAUCUCGAUUCAAUGAAGCAGAAAUACCACAUCCAUCCACAAUUAACGGCGACAAUCGUUCGACCCAUGUCCUGUCAAUCAAAAAGACUGAUGAAAACAACGACUACACCGAACCGGUGCUACAAACGGUCAUGAACGAACCAAUUCCAAAUUUCGUUGGCGGAGAAUUGGAAGACUCAGUGAAUGUUUCGAACACGGAAGAAAUGAAUGUUACUAUUUCACCGCAUAUACCCACAGCCACCGUGGAACCGUUGCAACAGUGUGCCGCAGAUAAAAGAUCGGAAAAGUACGCACAAGAUUUGUUAUAUUUGAAGAAGUAUACAGAGUCGGAGGAGAGAUGCCAACAAUUGACCAAAAAAAUGAACGAUUUAAAGCUGUGUCAUGAAAUCGAGAUCAAAGCAAUUGAUGAACACAACAAACGAUUGAUUCUUCAAGCUGAGCAACGAGAAUUGGCCUUGCAAAAUCAAUUGUUAACGGCGAGAAACCAAUACCAAUUGACAAUUGGUCAAAUGAAAGAAGACUACAACCAUACGAUCACGGCGCUUCGAAAUGAAAACAAACGAUUGCGACAUCAAUUAUUUGAAAGCACUUGACUGAGACAGUGGGAGCUGAUUGAUAUGGAGCGGUUCGCGAACAAAAAUUAAAAUUAGAAAACAUCUGGCUGAAUAAAGAAAAGCUAGUUUUAAGAUAAUUUAGUCCGAGACACAUGUGACUUAACAUAGUUUUGGUUGAGUCUUGACAAUUUGGAAAAAUAGUCUCUGGAAUUAAAUCGUUAAGAAUAAAACUCAUUUAAUUUUCAAAUUUUUGUAACUAAAGCUGGAUACAUCC
Contarinia nasturtii (swede midge) is the source of this 1492-nucleotide messenger RNA. RefSeq lists its product as uncharacterized. Bases 55 to 1257 code for a protein of 400 amino acids. Lineage: Eukaryota; Metazoa; Arthropoda; Insecta; Diptera; Cecidomyiidae. The record is from RefSeq and is a predicted model, not a curated record. The transcript is spliced from 5 exons.